AUGGCACCCUGCAGAAAAAAAGAUGGACCAACUAAGAAAACAAUGAAUAGAGGAUCUUGGACCCCAGACGAAGAUCAAAAGCUAGCUCAUUGCAUUCGAACUCAUGGUGCCAAGAAAUGGAAAACUGUUUCUGCCAAAUCAGUUAUCUUUUUUGCAGGUUUGAAUAGGUGUGGAAAGAGUUGUAGGUUAAGAUGGUUGAAUUAUCUUAGACCCAAUAUUAAGAGAGGCAACAUUUCAGAUGAAGAAGAGGAUUUGAUUCUUAGGCUUCACAAACUUCUAGGAAACAGGUGGUCUUUGAUAGCUGGGAGGCUUCCGGGACGAACAGACAAUGAAAUUAAGAACUAUUGGAAUUCUCAUUUGUGCAAAAAAGCCAGUCACAUUGAGGAAAAACCAGAAACUUCCACAACACAAGAAACUAUAGUUCAAGACAAUAUUAUGGGGGAUAGUGUUAUGUUAGAGAAUAAAUAUUCAAUUAGUGGAAGUGUCGAUUCAGAUGUUCUCUUUGAUGUGAAUGAAUUCUUAGACUUUUCUGCUGAUGAACCAUAUGAGUUUGAUUGGGUGAAUAAACUCUUGGAAUUUGAGCAGAUUCAGUUUCCUGAGAACACAAAUAUCUGA
Messenger RNA from Vicia faba (fava bean), 615 nucleotides. The record is from the annotation of a GenBank genome assembly. Lineage: Eukaryota; Viridiplantae; Streptophyta; Magnoliopsida; Fabales; Fabaceae.